This is a messenger RNA of Dunckerocampus dactyliophorus (ringed pipefish), 20776 nucleotides long. RefSeq names its product leucine-rich repeat-containing protein 52-like. The transcript is spliced from 2 exons. NCBI's taxonomy places the organism in Eukaryota, Metazoa, Chordata, Actinopteri, Syngnathiformes, Syngnathidae. The coding region runs from base 416 to 1384 and encodes 322 amino acids. Gene Ontology annotation, cellular component: voltage-gated potassium channel complex. The record is from RefSeq and is a predicted model, not a curated record. Gene Ontology annotation, molecular function: voltage-gated potassium channel activity; potassium channel activator activity; transmembrane transporter binding.
GCACGGCUGGAGCAACUAGGUCAGGCAAACACACACAAAACGCAUGCAUGACAGUGGAUAUUUUGUUUUUGCCUUGCCCUCUCUCCACCUCCUUCGUGCACAACCCAAGCCAAGCAGCACCCACUGUGAGCGCGCAAAGUGAGCGUGCACAGCCGUGUUCCUGUGGAGGACCCUGUAAUAACAAAUCCACGAGGUAUGACAACCGACGUGAGCUCAUCGGAUGCAGACUGGAUCAGAACCAGCUGACAGGAUGAGCUGAAACAUUGCGCGCCGGAGGUUGCCAAGGGCGAGAGUCUCCACUGACCUCUGUGAAAGUAAUCCUUCCGCUAUUCCGAUCGCCUUGGUGGAAGUCAAUGAAGAAUGUAAGCGUGCGUGGAUCUCUCCAAGCGGACUGCAUGAAGCCCUCGGCGGUGUCAUGCGUCUUGCCCCGCAGCCAAGCGCGCAACCCCUGCGGCUCGUCGUUGUGCUCCUGGUCUCCACGGGGGUGAUCGCGUCCCCGCUGCUGUCGUCGGGCUGCCCGGACAGGUGCGUGUGUGACGAUCAGCUGGUCGUCCAAUGCGCCGGGCAGCACCUGAGCAGGUUCCCGGCGGACUUGCCUCUGGCCACUCGGCAGCUCAUCAUCUCCAACAACCUCAUCGUGGAGCUGCCACCGCUCGCCCUCAACUACCUCUCGGAUCUGGUCUACUUGGACUGCAGCAACAAUUCCUUGACUGAGAUUUCCCAGUCAACGUUCGGGAAUUUAAGGAAGCUGGCCUACCUUGACCUUUCCUUCAACACCCUCACCCGGAUCGAGGACAGGACCUUCGGCCCCCUGGCGAGCUUGAUCAUGCUGAGGAUGACUGACAACCCGGAGCUGUCUGAGAUCCACCCGGACGCCUUUGCGGAAAACCUGGCCUUGCAGGUUCUGGAUAUGAGCCGAAACAAUUUGACGGCCCUGAACAUCAGCUCACUCAUCUCACUGCCUGCCCUGCGCUCCAUCGGCCUCAGCGGGAACCCCUGGAGCUGUGAGUGCAUUAUGGAGGAGCUCUGCCUGUGGGUCCAUCUGGAGGGCUUCAAGUUUCAAGAUGAGGGCCAGACCGUGUGCGGUUCCCCGGACGAGCUUCAGGGCCAUCGUCUGGGCGAGGCUGGAAUCCAACUACGGACGUUGUGUCACCACACGUUGGGUUCCUGGGACUACCUUUUCUUCGUCAUCAUCGGCUUUGUCAUCUUCGCCGCCGGCACCGUGUCGGCCUGGUUCAUGGGGGUCAUCAUGGUGCUCUACGAGCGCUACAUCAAAAAGAAGGAUGAGCAGCUGGAGCUGGAGGAAGAGGAGGACGCGGACACGGGCCGGACAUCACGGGCCAGGAGUGACCAUGGGGAUGCAUUGUUAAAACACUCGGUUUAGGGGUCUUGGCCUCACUUUUCCCACUUUGGAUCGUCACUGUGCCUCCUGUCCAAUCCCAGGACUUCCUGGAUUACUUGUGUUGAGUUAACAAGCAGUGCAUUCAUCAGAGAGGAGGACCCACCUCUAAACACACUCUUUGCCAUCAUGGAGGGUUUGGAUCUUAGUCACAGUGACCAUGAAUGCACAAUUAUUGAUUGUUUGGUUGGGAAGUGGUCUGCCUGAGCGUCAAGAAGGAUGUGAGUCAAGGUCCCUUCAAACAGGCAUGACCAUAAGUGAGUGUUUGAGGUGCAGCCAUCAUUGUGAGAAAACGGAUAACUUAUAUUUUGAGAUGGUUACCUACCUCGCAAACAUUGCCAGAUCUAUCAAAGUACAGCAUAAGUCCAUUAGUUUCUGUCAUGGUACUUACUGUAUGUACCACAUAGGGCUUAUUUCUGGAUUUGAGCUUUUUGUACCUUCUACAGGGCCCAAACACUGCAUACAUGUUACCAGGCUGUAACAGUACGGUCAAGAGUGCAAAAGCAGUACACAAACCAACGAUUAGUACUAGGGAUGCUCCCAUCGAUUGGCCACCGAUUUCCGUGAAGAAUCGCGUGCUCGGCAUAUGCCGAUAAAUGCCUUUCAAUGCCGAUCACAAAAGCCGAUCACCUGUGGCUAGCACUAUUGCAGUCCACAGCGAUCCUUUCGGGCAGUGUCAUCCACUUUCUUUCACAGCAAAAACAAUCAUGUCUGCAGUGUGGGACAUAACUGCCAACACGUGCCACGGAAACUGUCUUGCGGGAGUAGCACAUUAGAAAGCUUUAAUUUAAUACGACAUUUGAAGAGCAAACACUUUGACGGAGAAUGGCGAGUUUUCGAGGCUCAAACUGCAGCCAACGCAGCCGUGUGGCCAACCCUUGCACACAUGUGCGUGAAAGUCAGAAGGCUAAGCUGAUAACCUGAAAAAGAAUCGAAUUCAUCGGACGAAAUGAGCCUUUCCCAGCGGUGGAAGACAUCGUGUUCGCCGAGUGCUCUCUCACUUACCUGGAAGUCCUGCUAGAGCUCCACCAAUGUACUCUCACAUCCAAAGUCUUCUUACAGAAGGCGUCAUCCUCUGUAAGUUUCACCAGUGAUGUAUCUUUGCUUCAAAAAGUAAGUACAAUAUGUUUUUGUCUAAAUUAAGGUGAUUUUAUGGUUCCUUUUUUCAUAUCGUAUCACCAGUGACAGGGGUGGUAUCGGCUGAUUUCAGUCCUGGAUGAUCAGUAUUGGAAUCGGCAGCAUAAAACCCUGAUCGGAGCAUCCCUAAUUAGUGUAAUCAUGUACUUAAAAAAAAAAGGACUCAGACGACCAAAUAUAAUGAUAAGCAAUGUCACAUUAAAAGCCAUUUGUAUUAUGGGAGACACUUUCAUUUUUACUUAAGCAAAUAAUUGCAUCAUAAUAUCUGCUUGUGUAUUUUAACAUAAAAGACGUACCUGCUGCUCAGUCCCAACAACAAUGGCAGUCACUGCUGCUGGAAUACUGGAAUACAGUUGGCCAUUUAUUUUCUAAACUCAGCAAACAGACCAAAGGUCAUUUUUUAAUUAUAACACGAGCAAACAUCCUUUUCUCAUAAUUCAAUAAUGGUGGAGUUACUGUAUGUGUGUGUGUGUUUACUCUCAUAUCAGCUACGCAGACACUCUGCUGACGUUCUGUCUACUGCUGACGUUCUGUCUACUGCUUCCUUGUUGGCAUUAAGAAGAAAAUUCAAUGGAAAUGGGGAAAAACUCUUUGGAAACCAUUCUGUACUCGUCAAACUGUAUUUUUAUUUAGAUUUAAUCGGAUCUAUCGAUCACCCUCUUGAACCCAUACACUGUAGCAGGGUUUGCAUGUAAAUAACUAAGAUUUAUAGAUCGACGUUUGUAACGUGUCUUUUCCACAUAUGAUGGCGUUGAAGGGCUACUUUGGGAGGUGUGAAGGAGUGUAGAACUUGUGGAAGGACAUGCAUCAUUCCAUGUUUGCGGAGUAACCAUCUUCUACAUGCACCAACGAGCCUUUUGAGAGAGGACAAGCUAGAAAGAAACAGGGCUAUUCAACGACUUUGAUACUGAAUUGGUUGCACUUUGUGGCUGACUGUUAAGUUAUGAUAAAGAACAAAUGAUAUGGACAACAUCUUUGUGAUACACCACAAUUAGUAGACCCUUAAUUUACUCUUGAAUCUUACUGUUUUUAUAGUUUGAGAUAUUCUAUGAUAUUCAACUUUGUGGAACAGUGUGGGGAUGGCGUUUCCCGUGUUUCCAUACGUUUGUUUGUUUGUGGCGACCUGCCAAUAAUAAGUUUGGAUGGCCACUGAUGGAUUUGGCACUACCUGUAGGUGGCGGUAUGCCGAAUUCCCACGCAGUACGCAUUAAAAGUGUAUCUGGUGUCAUGCAUUUACCAUCCACUUAGUCUCAGUAGGGAAGCCAAGAGUUCCUGGUCUCCGACUACCUCUUCCAGCUCCAUUAGGGGGACACUGAGGCGGUCCCAGGCCAGUCGAGAAACAUUCAUCCUCAAGCAUGUCCUGGGUCUAUCCCAGGCCCUCCUCCUGGCUGGGCAUGCCCAGAACACCUCACCAGGGAGGCGUCUAGGAGUGCAUCCGGACUAGAUCCCCAAGCCACCUCAGCCGACUCCCCUUGAUGUGAAGGAGCAGUGGCUCUACUCUGAGCUUCCCCCAGAUUACCAAACUCCUUACCCCAUCUCUUAGGGUGAGUCCACUUGUACCCGCAAUCUUGCUCUGUCAGUCACUACCCAAAGCCCAUGACCAUAGGUGAGGUUACGAACGUAGAUCGACUGAUAAAUUCAGUGUUUUGCCUUCUGGCUCAGCUCUCUCUUCACCACGGCGACCGCAUUCCGAUUCGCCUGUCGAUCUCGCCCUUCAACCUUCCCUCGCUCGUGAACAAGAGCCCAAGAUACUAACAUAACCGCAAGACCUCACUCCCAACCCCAAGGGUUCAAUCCAGCUUUUUCUGACAGAUUUUCAGAGUUGGAGGUGCUCGGUCUCAUCCCAGCAAAUUGCCAGAGUAAACGCUGAAGGUCAAAGCUUGAUGUCCUUGUGUUUCGAGUACAUGGGCCAGACGUGGGGCGGGUCUGGUGCCGUGUAGUUCAGCACCACGUCAUCUGCAAAUAGCAGAGAUGAGAUUCUAAGGUCACAAAACUGACACCCUCAAUGCCUUGGCUCUACCGAGAAAUUCUGUCAAUGAAAAUUAUGAACAGAAUCGGUGAGCUUUGACGGAGGCCACAUUCACUGUGAACAGGCUUACUGCUGAUAACGCGAACCAGGCUCCUGCUCCGGUUGUGCAAGGACCGAGCGGGGGGACACGGUCAAAUGCUUUUUCCAAGUCUGCAAAUCACAUGUGGACCAGCUGGGCGAACUCCCACGAAGCCUCGAAUUCUCUUGCAAGAGUCUAGAGCUGGCCCGGUGUUCCACGACCAGGACAGGUCACGAAAGUGAAAGUAUUCGGAGCGGAGAUCUAGACAUGCAGGGCUCCUCCACAAGCCCAGGGAGUGUGCAUUACCACCGCCGUGAAAAACGAGGUGUGGAAGCGUGCGGCCUCCACAAACACCUGGGCAAAUGUUCACAGACAAGCUGGAACUAAGACUAGCCAUAGUGCUAAGAACACUUUGUUUACCCGGUGAAACGAAGAACAGCUGAAAAACUGAUACUAAUAACUAAUAAUACCACAAAACAAAUUACACCACUUACACUUCAGAACUCAUUAAACAAUAUAAAUGAAACUUGGAUAUGCUUUAGAGUAGUCAGUGCACAGCUUGUGUAUCAGGAUACAAGCAAAAUAACCCAACACACAGCCAUUGCUGUCCUUCAGCUGCCAACACACGUGAGUGCCGAUUUAAUUGUGUCUUUGCUCCAGUCAAGGGUGGUGGUGGUAGAGUCAUGGUCUGGGGCUGCAUGAGUGCUGCCUGUACUAGGAAGCUGUGGUUCAUUGAAGGAAACAAGAAGUCCAACAUAAGUAAAUAUCAAUGUAAUUGUGUCUUGCCUACAGUCAAGCAUGGUGGUGGUAGCAUCAUGGUAGUGGGGCUGCAUGAGUGCUGCCUGUACUAGGAAGCUGUGGUUCACUGAAGGAAACAUGAAUUCCAACGUACAGUACGUGAAUAGCAAGAUAAUUGUGUCUUGCCUACAGUCAAGCAUGGUGGUGGUAGCAUCAUGGUGUGGGGCUGCAGGAGUGCUACCUGUACAAGGAAGCUGUGGUUCAUUGAAAGAAACAUGAAUUCCAACAUCUGUUAAUAGCAAGAUAAUUGUUUCUUGCAUACAGUCAAGCACGGUGGUGGUAGCAUCAUAGUGUGGGGUUGCAUGUGUGCUGCCUGCACUAGGAAGCCGUGGUUCAUUGAAGGGAACAUUAAUUCCAUAAAAUGUGACUAGCAAGAUAAUUGUGUCUUGCCUACAGUCAAGCACGGUGGUGGUAGUGUCAUGGUGUGGGGCUGCAUGAGUGCUGCUGGCACUGGGGAGCUACGGUUCAUUGAGGGAAACAUAAAUUGCAACAUGUACACAUUCUGACACUCUCCCUUUUUUGGAGAGAGCGUUUUCCAAAGACCCCAAACACCUCCAGGUUGACAAAUUGCCAAGUAUGUAUCCAGACCUGGACCUAAAUGAGAUCCCGUGGAGGGUCCUCAAGCCGGAGGAAGGUGGUUGAGUUGAGCACAAUUUGGACACGUUCACUGUGAGGUGUGCACAUUGUGUUGCCAGCCGUUGCAACAAUAAUGGCUGUGUGUUGAGUCAUUUUAGCGGGUAGUAAACGGUUGGGCGUACUCACUCUUGUGAGACAUUCAAUGACUUGCAAUUGUGUAUUUGUAAUAAACAAUGCUUACCACGGAUCUGUUGGUGAUUAACUGACACUGUAAGCGGACCCCAGCUUUGACCUAUUUGAAUGCAUUUCAGAAUAAGAGCGGUGUUGCAGAUACACAGUGAAUUUGCUGCAUGAGGCUCUCCAGUUUCAGCUCCCUGGUGUCAGACUCACUGGCGCUGGGCUGCAGCCCAAUACAGGACACUUCCUGGAACACACCCAGCAGCAUUCAGUAUAAAUAACACUUUGUAUUAAUAUAUUUUUCACAACAUUCAUCGCAAAGGUGGUCGGAGAAACUCAGGCAUGAACGUGUGUGUUUGCGUCUCAUUCAAUAGCUAUCUAUGCAUGCAAAAAGCAAAACUUUCUCACUGAAACUGGAUACCCAACAUGAAGUUUGUGUUUUGCUGUCUUCUUUGCUUGGGUCCCCUCAGUUUAUACAAAAUACACCUGACAAUGUGCAUCUACUGUAUGUGUGCUCAGCUUCUACCUUCAUUAUGUCUACAUGUAAAUCCACUAGCGAGGGUGUGGCCUAGUAACAAAAAGGUCACAAUUUGUGCAAUCAUUUUUAAAAAAUAAAUAUGUACAUACAAUGUUGUGCUGGUUUAUUCCUCUCAUUCACGUGGCGGACUUCCUGGAAGUAUACAGUGCAGUCCAUUUUUAAAGUGGCUGAGCAGAUUUUUGCAAACUUACAUUUUUUAAUGCUUGUGAAUCAAUAUUUCAAUUUUGCAACUCGGCCUGUCGAUCGGUGGAAAUAUUUAACAUUUGAUUAAUCGCUUUCUUGUCCAUAGUUAACUCGUAAUUAAUCGCAGAUAGAAAAAAGUUGUUAUCUAUAGCAAGUGUACCGUUGAAAGAUCAUUUUAAAGUUUUUAAUACACCUAUCAAAAUGAGACUGGAUAAUACAUUUGCUUUACGCAAAUUUGUGUUUAUUCAACAUUCUGUUGUUUUUAGACAGCUCAACACUAAGGGGGUGCAGGGCGAAUGUGGCUCAACCGAAACAGGCUUUGUGUUCAAGAUGCAACUUGACAAAACCUAACAUCCGAAAUCUAAAUUGGUCCCGCGGUGGUGAUCAACUUCCUUUGUCAAGUCCGGUGUUCGGCUUUGUGCUCAGUGUGUGCUCACAUGAAAGGGGGCGUUUUGACGUCAUAAUAUUCUACUCUCGCUGAAAAGUGAAGCGAUGUCAGCCAGUGUAUUUUACGAAAAUUGAGUACGUAAUUAUUACGGAGCGUUAUGAGGAGUUCCCAAAAGAUUAUGGCGGUUAAAAGCAACACUGUCACCGCCAAUAGCGCGAGGAAGGACCGCUGACAGAAUAAGCUGAGCAUGUAAUGGACAAGUUAACAAUGAUUUACUAUACUAUACUAUUUACUAUAGAUUUACUAUAACCUACUAGUCUUUAGUCCCUACUAGACUUCUCCAUUUAAAAUAUAAACAAAUUGGAGCAAAAACUUAUUUAAAUCUUUGAAGUAUGUCUUCUUGUAUCUCCUUGUGGCCACUAGAUGGCAGUGUUGACGUGAGCACUCACGCAAACGGUGAUGUUUACGUCUGCAAACGUUGGCCUAAUUAUUAAUAUUUCAUAUUGCAUUUUAUUCCUGGUGCUCGUGUGAGCAUGUCUAGCGUAUUCCCUCGUAUGAAAAUCUAUCUCGCUCAUAGAUGGAUAUCAUCAUCAGAGAAUGCUCUUUUUUCAAUGUUUUUUCUACCUUCUACCUUCAUUGAAGACGUGAUUGUUGACAAAGACACGAUGUGCCGGCAAAACCAACACGGUCACCAGCCUUCAUGGUUUGCCACGGGUUAUUGCUUGAAUUCAAUUGGGUUUCUCACCUCAAGUCUGCUUUUCUUUUGAUUGUGGCUGCAAAAUAACUCAACGAAAGUUGCAAGGGCCAGCAUUUUGACAAAGAAGGUGAGAAACGCUAUUGAAUUCAAGAAAUAACUCAUAGCAAAACUGGUGAAAAUGGUGUCCGAGUGGAUCUCGCUGCCACAUCGUGUCUUUGCCAACAAGUAUGCUAUUAGUGAAGAUAAAGUAACCAAAAAUGUCCAUUUGUGUUAACAUUUUUGAGCAAAGAACUACAACGUCAUAUCAUAGACAGGCGAGGGAGCUGACUUCCGGUUCCUGUUUCCUUGUAUUAACCAAGCUUAUUAGCUGGUUAAUACAUCUACAAUACCUACAGUAUGUGAGACCUAACACACGUCUUUUCUGUGCGUUCUGAUGAUAUAAAAACAGAUAAAGGAUGGCAGGUAAUUAAUGGAUUUAAUGGGACACACCUAUUCCGCCUAGAAAGCUCGCUAUUACACCUUCAAAAACCUCCAAUGUACAAUGUUUUAUGGUUUUAUAUCCAUGAUAACAUGUAAUACUCACAGUAUUUUGUUCGGAUUUUGGUCAAUUUUAAGCAUUACCGGAACUUCCUGCCUGGAUGCAUUGAUUUCACAUAGCAACAUGGAAAGGAACGCUGCACCUAGUGUGGUUUUCCAAACUCAAAAGCAAAAACACAGCAGUAGUGGCGGCGGCUCUAAUAUGUAGUCUUACCUUUCGGUAGUGGCGUGAGGCUUUGUGAGCGAGUGUGUGGUGAAGCUAAUCGCUAGCCGGCUAGUCGCUAGCCGGUGUGUUGUGACGAGGUGUCACUACGCCUGUAAUGUAGUUCUUUGGCCUAACAAUGUUAAUAACAAUGUCGCUGUAGCUUGGUUAGUAUGCAGGUCAUAUUAUAUAAAUGGAGCGUUGUUUUUGGUGAUGACGGUGGGGACGGCUUUAUAGUCGGAAUAGGUGCGUCCCACUACGUACAUUCUUAGCUGCCUCUUUUUUUUAUCUGUUUUUAUAUCUUUAGAACGCACAGAAAUGAAAAAUAGGAAAAAAAAAUUGUGUUCAUGUCUCACAUGAGGAUUGUGGAUGAUGGGCGAAAUUCCCCCGAAAAAGGCAGUUUUCCUUUAAGAACACAGUCGGACUCAGGCAGUGUAUUAAUAACACCACAAGACGCGCACCGUAUUGUACAUUUACACAUCAAAUUUCUACGUUAACUAAAAAACACGCCACCCGGGGCCUACACUAACUGAGGUUCCACUGUACAUCUAAUAUAUUAUAUAAUAUUAAAUAUUAGAAAGGGCUGAUAGUAUUGUGCAAUGCAAUUCCAUAGCACUGCAAACCACAACAAUAAACAUAUUGUCAUUUCCUCCCUGACACUCUUAAUCAAUUAUGUUUUACUAAUAUAGCCAAUGAGUGUACCAUCCAAGUAUCUUAUCCAUCCAUGUAUGCAAAAGGUAUAGUGGUCAUUAAUGAUAGCCAUGCAUCCAUUUGGCUGUGGUCGCAUCAGUGAAUGGUCACCCAGACGCUCAAUGCAAUUGGAUAUGGAAAUUUCCCACCCGAGGCUAUUUACGCCGCCGUACUCUUGUGUGGAUCGACUGAACUCAAAGCUGCAGAAUAGUCCCCUAUUUGCUCGCUGAUGAUGUGACAUCGAGUUUGAGCAUCUCUAACUGACCAUAACAUUUCAUCUCCUCACACACACACACACACACACACACACACACACACACACACACACACAUACACCAAACAAAUAGGAAGAAAAUCCUUCUCAUCCCAGAGCAGCGGAAUGACUUACACAUUUAGACAUGAGGGAUGAGGACGUGGAUGCCUGCAUUCCACUUUUAAAGAAUAAGUCACUUAUAAUCGCUGCCACAAAGACAUGACAGCACCAAAUUACCGUGAGAACAAGUUAUAUAAAAUACUUAUGCAGACAGUUGCAAACAUGCGAGCUGUUCCCGCUAAAGAAUUCUUGCAUAUUUUGGUAACACUUCAAAAUGUGCUGUUGUAAGAAACGACGGCACUUGGGGUUUAUUACAAGUUAUUAAAAUGAUCCAGGACAGCGACUCAUCAUAGUCACCAUUAUGAGUCGCUGUCCUGAUGAUUGAUGGACAGUCAGGAAGCCGCUUGGCAGAGCGGAGGAUGCUGCUGAUGCUUUUCCAUAUCCACACACAGGCUCAGGGGCCUUCCAGCUCUGAGCACUGAAAGGUCAUUUGAGAGGACAUGGUGUGGACUUCUGUGCACGCACACACCCGCACACACACACAGUGUAUGCUACACAACGACACACAAUGGCGAGGAAGCGAUGUGUUGCGCUGUGUUUUCACGGUGAUGCUGAUCCAAUAGAGAGCAUCUGCACAAGUGCGAUAAUAAAAAUCCAUAAGCUGCAACUCGAAGGGGACCAAAACAGACGCACGUGGGCUCUACAAAUUGUAUUUUUAUUCAAACUACUGCCGAGCCUGACAUGGUUUUAAAUAUCUUUUCGCUCACUUCAUCCUCUCUUAUCACCAACUCGUAUCCUUUUAGCUCUCCCUAGAGCUUUGUUUAUCUUUCCUGAAGAUAUUUUUGGCCAUAACCCCUGUCAGCUUUCUUGCUCCAUCUUUAUUUCAGUCUUUUUGAAUACAUUGCCAUUUUGGGAAGCAUGAUUGUGCACUUUUUAAUAGACAGCCAGAUAAGCAGAGGGAUACGAUUCUGAUGUCAGAGGCUGGCUAAGCCAGCUUAAAAAAAAGAGUGGAAAUGGACAAGCGGCGAGCCUAAGAAGAAUAUCUGCCCUAAAGCUCUUUAGUGGACUGUAUGAAAACUAACGCAAACAUGAUAUUUUAAAUAUAAAACUGGCUUGCGUGUUCAAGACGGUUUCGUUGGUACCUCUAAGUCAAUAAAACAGAUGUUUUAUCAUUCACAUUUGUGCAAAUAUUUCUUUUACCUGUCCUGAGGGAUCGGUAUGCCUUAUUGUGCCACAACUAAUUUAAUGUGCAGUAGGUGAGUCUAGAAUACUGAAUUUAUUUUAAUGGCCCCAGACAGUAUGUGGUUUAAGACAAAGAAAUGGCAGAAGACAGGAGAAAGAAAACAGAAAACAAUCACAGAACACAAAAACAGCAACAACAACAACAACAAUGCCCGCUUGUGCUUGAUUUUUCGUGGUUUAAAAGGGAACAGAUUUUUAAAAAUGACAGAAGACAGCAGAAAGAGAAAAGAACGCAAUAACAAGAAAACAACAGCAACAACAAUAACAAUGCCUGCUUGUGCUUGAUUCUGCUUGGUUUAAAAGGGGACAGACAUAAAAGAAAUGGCAGAAGACAGCAGAAAUAGUAGAGAAAGCAACAGCAAGACAGCAACAACAACAACAAUGCCUGCUUGUGCUUCAGUUUGCUUGGUUUAAGAGGGGACAGAAAUCUAACAACUAAAGACACAACAAAAAGCAGUAACAGAAGACAACAACAGCAACAACAAUAACAAUGCCUGCUUGUGCUUCAGUUUGCUUGGUUUAAGAGGGGACAGAAAUAUAACAACAAAAGACAGCAGAAAGACAAAACAAAAAGCAAUGACAGAAGAAAACCACAGCAACAACAAUGACAAUGCUUGCUUGUGCUUGAUUCUGCUUGGUUUAAAAGGGGACAGACAUAAAAAAAAAUGGCAGAAGACAGCAGAAAUAGUAGAGAAAGCAAUAGCAAGACAGCAACAACAACAAUGCCUGCUUGUGCUUCAGUUUGCUUGGUUUAAGAGGGGACAGAAAUCUAACAACAAAAGACAGCAGAAAGACACAAUAAAAAGCAGUAACAGAAGACAACAACAGCCACAACAAUAACAAUGCCUGCUUGUGCAUCAGUUUGCUUGGUUUAAGAGGGGACAGAAAUCUAACAACAAAAGACAGCAGAAAGACACAAUAAAAAGCAGUAACAGAAGACAACAACAGCAACAACAAUAACAAUGCCUGCUUGUGCUUGAUUCUGCUUGGUUUAAAAGGGGACAGACAUAAAAAAAAUGUCAGAAGACAGCAGAAACAGUAGAGAAAGCAACAGCAACAACAACAAUGCCUGCUUGUGCUUCAGUUUGCUUGGUUUAAGAGGGGACAGAAAUCUAACAACAAAAGACAGCAGAAAGACACAAUAAAAAGCAGUAACAGAAGACAACAACAGCAACAACAAUAACAAUGCCUGCUUGUGCUUGAUUCUGCUUGGUUUAAAAGGGGACAGACAUAAAAAAAAAUGUCAGAAGACAGCAGAAACAGUAGAGAAAGCAACAGCAACAACAACAAUGCCUGCUUGUGCUUCAGUUUGCUUGGUUUAAGAGGGGACAGAAAUCUAACAACAAAAGACAGCAGAAAGACACAAUAAAAAGCAGUAACAGAAGACAACAACAGCAACAACAAUAACAAUGCCUGCUUGUGCUUGAUUCUGCUUGGUUUAAAAGGGGACAGACAUAAAAAAAAAUGUCAGAAGACAGCAGAAACAGUAGAGAAAGCAACAGCAACAACAACAAUGCCUGCUUGUGCUUCAGUUUGCUUGGUUUAAGAGGGGACAGAAAUCUAACAACAAAAGACAGCAGAAAGACACAAUAAAAAGCAGUAACAGAAGACAACAAAAGCAACAACAAUGCCUGCUUGUGCUUGAUUUUGCUUGGUUUAAGAGGGGACAAACAGAAAGCGAAAUGGCUGAGAAAUGACAAACUAAACAGCAGGAGAAAAUCAACAAAACACAACAGUUUAACGAGGGAAGCCCUCAUCCAGUUAUUUAUUUGUUCAUAUAACUCACACAGCGUGAUGAACAACACAGUGUCUGUCUCCUUUUGUCACGUCGGAACAGGAUCAAUUAAGCGCUGUGCUGUCCAUGCGAUGACACUGGUAAAUGUUAGCGUUAGCAGAGAAGGCUUAGCCGGCCCUGACAGCACACCAAUGGAAUUUAAAAAAUAUAUAUAGUAUUAAAUUUGGUAAUAUGAGGUUUGUUGCAAAAUAUUAUAUGAACUUUCUUACUGUAGUGAACUUUGACAUUAGGUGCUAACGACCAACUAAAGUCGCAUCAAGUUUCGAGACAACGAGAUGAAUAAGCCAAGAGAUUUGACAUAAGCCAAGGAAUGGAAAACAUCCCGUCAAGUGUCUGUGAAUAAGCAACAUAACAAAGGAAGCAACAGCAACCAAAUGAAUACAUCUCACCUUCACCCUUUCGUGCUCGGAGGCGGUAAAACAAAAUGAGUAUGUGCUCUUUGGAAGACAUCCAGCGACUCCUGUUACCUCUUGUGUGUCAGUGUGUGACAACUUGAACUUGCCACCAUCUAUGAGUGUCAGUUGAAGAGCCACGAACAGAAACGUAAAACCAGAUGAGAAAACACCUGACACCUCCUCACAAGUCGCCGAGCAGCUCUUGGAAAGCUUUUUUUAUGCUCUUCAUAUGACGAGUAACGUGAGGCCACGCUGACGAUGGGCACUUGAUCCCGGACCCCACAGGCCCGCCACUCUUUCAGGUUGCCGUGGUCAGAGCUGUUAAAUGCUGUCCUGGGAUGUGUGAACUCUGCUUUUCUAAUCCCAUCGCUGGAGAGAAAAUGACUAACUUGGAUGAAUCACAAGCCCGUAAAGCCUGCGAACAUUUUUUCCACAAAGGGCUACUGUAUAUACUGAAAAAUGAAAGGAUGCAAGGGCCACUUUCAUACAGUAUUUUGUAUCCUAAUAAGUCAUAUUUCGAGGAAAAACUGCAUCUAAACUUGGUGAUGUCGGUGAAAAAGUUCAUUAUUAGUGUGAACUUUGGUGUUUGCUCUUUUUUUGUUUUUUUAAUUUUUCAAAUAUUUCAACUUUCUUCUUAAAUAUUCUUCAUAUAUUUUCAUCUCGGAAUUUUAGGACUUUAUUCCCAUAUUAUAACGUCCGGCCAUCCACCUUAUACCGCUUAUCCGAGGUCGGAUCACAGGGGCAGCAGCCCGAGUUGGGAAGCCGACACCUCCAACUCCCCAGCCACUUUGUCCAGCUCCUCCCGGCGGAUCCCGAGGUAUUCCUAGGCCAGUUGAGAAACAUACUCUCUCCGAUGUGUCCUGGGUCUUCCCCGAGGCCUCCAUUGGAUGUGCCCUGAACACCUCCUCAGGGAGCCGUCCGGGAGGCAUCCUGACCGGAUGCCCGAGCCACCUCAUCUGGCUCCUCUCAUUGUGGAGAAGCAGCAGCUCUACUCCGAGUUUCUCCCAGAUGACAGUGCUUCUCACCUCAUCUCUACGAGAGAGCCCUGCCACCCUAAGAAGAAAACUCAAUUCGGCCGCUUGUACCCGCGAUCUUGUCCUUUCGGUCACUACCAGAAGCUGAUGACCAUGGGUGAGGGUAAGAACGUAGAUCGACCGGUAAAUUGAGAGCUUUGCCUUUCAGCUCAGCUCCCUCUUCACCACAACAAACCGAUGCAGAGUCCGCUUCACUGCAGACGCCGCGCCAAUUCGCCUGUCGAUCUCGCACUCAAUCCUCCCCUCACUCGUGAACAAGAGGUACUCAAACUCCUCCAGUUGAGGUAGGCUCAAAAAGCAGAGACCCAAUCCUGUCGAAACCCUUCAACGCCCUGGCUGGGCCUAGAAAUUCUGUCCAUAAAACUAAUGAACAGAAUCGGUGGCAAAGGGUCCAACCCUCACUGGAAACGGGUCCGACUCAUUGCCGGCAAUGCCAACCAAACUCUGACACCAAUCAUACAGGGAACGAACAGCCUGAAACCACCACCCCGGUCUGCCAAUCCAGGGGCACUGCCCCCAAAAUCCACACAAUGCUGCAGAGUUGUGUCAACCAAAACACACCCACAGCAUCCACAUCUUUUAAGAAACUCCGGGUGGAUCUCACCCAUCCUCGGGCCCUGCCACACAGGAGUUUUUUGACAACGUUGGCAAUCUCAGCCCCAGAAAUAGGAUAGCCCACGCGACCCUAAUGAGGAAGAAGCGGUAUAGAAAAUGGAUGGAUGGAUGGAUGGAUGGAGUCCCCAGGCACUGCUUCCUCAUUGGAAGACGUGUUGGCUGGAUUACUUACUACCUCCUCUGUCUGCAGAAAAACAGCGUACAGAAUACACUGUGGAACUCUACCCUUGUGAACAUCAGUUGAACAUCAUUGUGCUGAAGAAAGUAAUUUGCUGCUCCAAAAAAUGGCAAAAAGAGAAUUAACAAUGGAAGAGAGACAGACCAUCUUUGUAGGUUUUUCCUCCAGAGAAAUUGGAGUGUUCUAAAACCUUUGACUGGUAGUGUACGUUUUGUAAUUUACAUUUUGUUCACUUUGCGUGAUUAUGAAUUUAGUAUCAUAAAAUUUUGACUUUAUUCUCACAUUAUAGCUUUUUUUCCAUUUCUAUUUCCUGCUGUUGUUUAUUUUUAAUUUCCCCACUAUUUCAACUUUCUUCUUGUAAUGACUUUAUUCGCAUAACAUUUUGACUUUAUUCUCACAUUCAACAUUAUAACUUUUUCCGCUACCUAAUUAAAAAAAAUGUUUUACUUUGCUUGUUUUUUUUUUGCUUCUUAUAAAAUUACAACUUUUAAAAAAUGCUACUAAAAUGAUGUUAUUUUUUUUAAUAAUACGUUAUUCUUGUAAAAUGACCACCUUUUCUCGUUCUCGAAUUUUUUCCUCUUAAUAUUUUGACUUUAUUCUUGUAAAAUUACUGGAUUUUUCCAUUUUUGCUGCUGUGUUUUUUUUUGUUUGUUUUCUCGUUAAAUUAUAUUUUUAACCCUGCUGUAAUGCUUUUAAACGGAUCCAAAUAAAUCCUGCCAGAAACUUUAACAAAAGAAGGUGAAUUGAGUCCUUGUGACUCUGAGCUAAUACAAUUUAUGAAGGUCAUUUUUAGUUGUACAACUUGAACUUCAGAUGCCAUGGAGCCCUUCUGACGUCCUGCGGUGUUACCAUGCUGUACAACGUAAUUUGCCGUAGAGGAUGGCAGGAGAUGCAGGGAGAGGCUGGGAGGGGGCGUCAGCUUAUUUAUGAGCAUUUCUGAGGCCAGGAAGAUAUCACAGCAGAUGAGCUUGUAGAGAUACUGUAUGUCUAGGUAUGCCUGAAGCUAAAGUAGUGAAGCACCCUCUAGUGGCAGGCUUGUGCAUCCAAUGAGCUCAAGCUGUAAAAGCAAUUUGACCUAAAGUACAAGUAGUUGCAUGAAUUCAUCCAUCCAUCCGUACCGCUUGUCCUUGUCCUGAAAUAUGCAAUAUUAUGUGUGAGUUGGGAUGAACGAUCGUCUCACACACAGCAUUCAUCCAUUCCCCAUGAAAUAUAUUCACAAUGAAUUCCUCUAAGAGCUGUGAGCCUCAACUUGUUUGUUCAAGAGUCCCGAGUGUUGGCGCUCAACCAUAUGCAAGAUGCUCUCUGAUAAUCCCCUAAUGAUGCUGUGUGUGUUGGGAUGUGCCGCCAGAGCCUUCAGAAGUUCAGUCACGCCUUCCCGCUCCAGUAUCGAGCUGUAAUGCGAAGCUGAGGAGGACAGAGCAAGAAAUGGGGGAUGAAACUUCUGAAAUAUUCCUCACAUGAAUCCGCAGCAUGGCCUUGAGUCAUGCGUGCCAUAAGGAGAAGACACACUCUAUGUUUUAUCGAUGAGGAAGAAACGUACUGUUCAGAGUGCAGACAAAAUGGAUGGCCCACACGGCCCACAGCUGCACUCCUGUGGGUUGAAACGUCUGAAGCAGGCGGCAAAAUGGACGGAAGGACCUAAAUGUAAAGGGACAGUAGACACAGACCCAUCACUGACACAGUCAGGAACUAUUCCUUACGGGCCUGCAUGCGUUCUUUCUUCUUCUAUGGUUUGGUGUGUCACGUGGUUCUGUCUGCGUGUCUGUUCACUGUGUAUGACAUCGUUUUCACUCAGUGAGGCGUUCAUCCGGAUGCAACUAUUUGCUAAUCCGGCACAGUGUGGACGCACAUUUUUUUUCAACCCGCCCCCCCAAAAAAAUCUCAGGAGAAUUCCUGGCCUUAAUGUUGCCUAGCGAGGUGCUAGCAUGCUAACUCUUAGCAAUGUUAGAAGUUUAUCCAUCAGAAUUAAGUCUCUAUAGAACUGCCUUUUAGCACUUUCUUCGCUUACUAGCUUGAUGCUAGCAAGCUAAAUGUUAACAUUUUUGUUAUUUUACUGGUUUAAAAACCUAAAUAUUUACAUGGCAUGAUGUAAGAGCUGGAUACAACUGCCUUGCAACUUUCGAUAAGUAUGCUAAGGCUAGGCUAGUAUGCUAACUGUUAGCAUGUAUCAUAUUAAAUUGCAUAAUAUUUUUAUAUACUGUAAACUGCAAUUUAAAUGGUUGAAUCCAUGUGCUUAUUUUCAAGAAAGCAUAAUCUCACCUGUAAAAUACCAUCUCUUUAUCCAAAUGUGUCCAGGCUGCAACGGACACAUGCUUUUAAGAAACAAAGACACAUUGAUUAGAGCCAGAAGCAACUUCAACUGCCAGGUACUGUAAAAAACAGAUUGUUGACACGUGUGCACACACCAGCUGCUUGAGUAUGGUGUUGCGGAGCUCUUCAUCCAGUCUCCAAGCCUCUUGUCUGGAAGUGAGAUGAGCCAGAAUCCCUCCAGCAAAGUACCGGACCCCCAUCUCUAUCUGGGGAUCCUGCAACAGGCUGAGGAUGUGCUCCAAGAGGUCCUCCUCCAUUAGCUCUGACUGCAACUGCUCCACCUCUGCUAUGUUGUUCUUGAACACAGUGAGACAUUUCUUUUUGCUUGUUCAGAUAAGUAACGUGUCAACUGAAGUAAUAAAUCAUAUUACAAGACAUUGAACCCACCAGGAGGCCAAGAACCUUCUGCUGUAUGGAAGACACGUUGUAGUAGGACUGCAAACAAACAACAGAAGAACACUCUGAAAGCCCAGCCCAGCUGACUUUAGUCACCAAUCACAUGGCACAUAUAAACAACUCACACACACAUUCACAAUUACGGACAAUUUAGAGUCCCCAAUCAAACAAACAUGCAUGUUUUGGGACUGUGCAACGAAAGUACUCAUGCAAGUAUGCACUUCUGUUAACAAUUCAGCCUUGGUGGAGGUCCACGCUUCACUGUGUGACACUGUAUUUAUUACAGUGUUGCUAAAACAACAUGCACUCAAUAUAAAUAUAAACGUAACACUACUGUUUUUGUUCCCAUCUUUCAUGAGGUGAAGACAGUAUGAUUACAGCACGAGUGUGCCUUAGGCUGGCCACAAUAAAAGGCCACUUCCCGAGAAAUCGACCUAUUCUGUACAUAGAAAAAGUUCUACAUCUUCAGAUCAUGAAAGAAGCGAGUGAAAACAGCGUAUCACCGUUCACUCUAUCAAUAUUUUUCAAUAUAUAUUAAUCAACAAAUCAUCGCCGUUUUGUGGUUGAUUACAUCCUAUUAUUAGACCAAAAUAUCUGCACAUUAAGCACAUUUUUCGCCUAAAUUAAGCAUUUUCAAGCUAAAUGAACUUUAAAUACAUACUAUAUAAGGCAUUCAGAAGACACAUUCAAAAAGGAGAUAUGUAGUACUCCGCACUGGUCACUAAGUGUCAGUAAUGUUACUGUAAUGCGAGACACACAAGCACCAGACUCGAUCGCUCUCACAACAGGCACGAUAAUCCCUAAUAAAAACACGGUCUACUGUUGCGGCUUUAACCCAGACCAAGGUUAAAAGUCAACUCUGAAUCCCCGAUGUCACUUCCAGUCCGUCCCUCGCUCUGCUCCUCUAGCACUGGAACAGUCAUAUUUUGUCUUAAAUUGCUUAUUUGCUCUUUUUUGUCUACUAUAUUGGGUAAUAUGAGUGUAAAGGUGAUUAUAGGGGUGUUAUUUCAUGUCUAGAGGGCUCUAAUAAUGUAAAAAGAACAUUGUAGUCUAUGCUCUCACUACGAAAGUUCGAUUUAUAAAUAAGGAAUCAUAAUCCGCGGUAUCACGGUCGGGUCUGGAACCAAUUACCCGCGAUAAACGAGGGAUUACUGUAUAUCAUAAAAACUGUACUCUGCAGUGUUGGAGAGCUGCACUGCAUCAUACUGAGAGGCGGUCAAGUGUGAUGUCAUGUAAGGUAGGGGUUAAGGGAUAAACCAGAUGUCGGAGGAUGUUUGCGGCAGGGACAUGAACCGCUGUUGGGGGUCUCUACCUCCAAAACCUCCUCGUAUAGCUCCAAACCGUUACACUCGACGAAGUUACGCGCCGCUGCAGGCAUCUCGUCUGUUAAGUUCCACAAAGCUCUCAAGGCAAACUUGAGAGUGGAGUCCACCACUCCGACCAUGGCCCUCUGCUGCACAAUGGCCAACAGCUGCUGUUGGAGAAAACGCCAGACAAGCUUCAGCCUUGUUUGUGCUGUGUGACAUAAGAAUAAUACAUGAAUAUAAUAACAGAGAGUGAAGCUUGACUGCAUCCACACAGACCAAAAUAGAGAGUGAACAAGAGUAAGCUGAGAAGGACGAGCACAUGUGACGACGGCGUGACGGAGCGUAAAUGACUUGAUGCAGUAGGUGGUGGAAAAUAGAGCAGGUGAGAGGAAUGGACAGGUGGAUGGAGAUAAAUAGAAAUACACCCAUGCAUAAGUGCGGUGAAGACAGGAAUGCUGCCAAUACACAGUGGGUGCAAAAGUACCUUCAUGAUAGAGACAUCCUCGCCAAGCGUUGCAAUUUCUGCUGUGGACAGCUGCAAGUGAAAACAAUAAAGAGAUCUGAAAAGAUUUAAUUACAUCCGCUUUUCGCCGAGAUAUUCUUUGAUCCUACAGGGAAAUUGGACAGUUAAAGCCUGAACCAACAGGUGCACAAAUGUUCCCCCACUGCACUCUAAUGCACGAUACACGAGCAGUGUCUUGACCUUGGCCACCAGAAUGGAGAUGACAGCUACAGCCAUCCUCUGAAGGGUGGGAUCCUCGUGGCUGCUCAGCCAGUUGAUCACCAGCGUGGCCGCCAGAUACCUGCACCGUGAUCACAGCAAGCAUGAGGAGCAACGAAUACGCCACGAAAAAUGUGCACACAGUCUGCAAGAGACAUUUCCUGCAGUCCUACAUCUGGAAAAACAGUUUCCAUUGGCCAAAGACCGCACUGAUUAUCUGGGCUACUGUGUAUCCAUGAGCUCAAAUGUCUUACUAUAAUAGAAUGAAAGUAAACUGACGUGUCAAAGGGGAUAUCCUGAAGGAUAUAGUCACUGCAGAGUGCCAGCAGACAGUUCUUUUGGACCUAGGGAGAUAGAAGCACAAUAAUACGGCUGUCACCUGUUGCAAACUUAUUUGGACGAUGACAGAUGACUACAGUGGAUUCAUGUGUAGAUGCUUUCAUUUAAAGCUUCACAAAAGUAUUCCAUUUAUCAUUUACAUACAGACUAUUCAUGUAAAGCACCUCAGUUUUGGGCCAAAAUGACACCAUUACAAAGCAAAAUGUCAUUACAGUCAUUUCUCGUUUAUCGCGGUUAAUUGGUUCUGGACCAGACGGUGAUAAGUGAAUUUCAGCGAAGUAGGAUUCCUUAUUUUUGAAUGAAAUGUGGCCGCACGGUGGUCUAGUGGUUAGCAUGUUGGCCAACACAGUAACAGUCUGGAGAUCGGGAAGACCUGGGUUUGAUUCUCCCUUGGGCAUUUCUGCAUGUUCACCCCAUGUGUGCGUGGGUUUUCUCCGGGUACUCCGUUUUUUUUUUUUGGUGACUCUAAAUUGUCCAUAGGUAUGAAUGUGAGUGUGAACGGUUGUUUGUCUAUAUGUGCCCUGUGAUUGGCUGGCGACCAGUCCAAGGUGUACCCCGCCUGUUGCCCGAAGUCAGCUGGGAUAGGCUCCAGCAAGCCCCCACGACCCUAAUGAGGAGAAGCGGUAUAGAAGAUGGAUCGAUGGAUGACCUUCUCCAGCCUGUGUCAUGUCUUUAAUGUAAGUGUGACGUCAUUAUUCUUGCUAACCCGGCAACAAAAUACGCGCUUGGAGGCGGGGAGACGCUUACAGUAAUCGCUUCAU